Molecule: messenger RNA, 2684 nt
Organism: Alosa sapidissima (American shad)
Lineage: Eukaryota; Metazoa; Chordata; Actinopteri; Clupeiformes; Clupeidae
Exons: 7
Coding region: 437-2017 (526 amino acids)
Source: RefSeq, a predicted model, not a curated record
CAUAAUGGUUGUGUAAACAAAGAAAAAUAUGUUUGGUCAAUGAUUGCAUGAUUUUCAUUACUGUACUACAAAAUGUUCAUCAAGAGAAAAUGUAUAUUUGUGUUCACGGAACUUUUAACGUUGCACAAAAAAUAUUAUGUUGGCCGAGCAAGAGGGACCAGCGACAAUCAUCCGAGCAUGCGCAAAGGAGUUCUACGCUUCUGGAAUUUCCCACCAAGAGUCACGACGUUGUUUGUGGUAUUUUGUUUCAGUCUUAAAACUAAAUGCAGUGCCGCUAUUGUAAAUUUUCACAUCUGCAGCAAGACAUCCUGCUUAAGCACUACAGGCUUCAUCAUUGGCAAGCAGACUUUGAAGUCUUUGUUGGAGCGACCUGACGUUCUUGAGAAGACGUUUCCCAUUAAGGAGGGUACACCAGGAUUCUACACCUCACCUUUUGAUGGAAACAAUGUUACUUCGAGUCAUUCUCUCACCUGACAAUAUCAGGAAGUUAUCAAUUCCCACACCAUCAUCAAUUGAGGAACUCUCUGCAGUUCUCUGUGAAAAACUGCAGAUAAUGGGAAGUUUUGUUAUCCAAUAUGAAGACCCUGAUUUCAACAAUGAACUUUGUACUUUACAUGACAUCACAGAGCUUCCAAAAGACAAGGCUACUUUGAGGAUCCACUGGGAAGUAGUUUUAAGCCCAGUGGUGGACGAUGCUCACCUUUCAGAUUUCACUGUGGAUACAGCAAGCAUGACUUCCACUCAGUCGUCAGCUUCAUCACCCCAUCCAGCUUCUCCUCCCUAUCCAGCUUCUCCUCCCUCUACAUCUAGAUUAAAGCAGUGGCCAAGCACAUUUCCAGUGCCUUCAUUUUCAUAUGAUGUGGAGUUGAGGUUGAAAAAAGCUAAUGAGGAUCUUCAAGAAAAUGGAACAGCCCUGAUUGUUCCAAGAUACAUGAAAAUGAAUAUAUUGGACAAAUUGGCUGAAACUGUGUACUCUUACAAAGCCUACACAAAGGACUCUGAUAUAGAGAAGGUUGCAUCUGCUUUGGUAGAAAAACACCCAUGUCUCAAAGACGCAGGAUCUGACACGACAGGAUGUGAAGCAUGGAAAAUGAGCCUUAAGUUUAAAAUGGCUAAUUAUCGUCAGAAACUCCGCAAUGCAGGAUGCAGUGAGAUGGUUGUUAAUACUCACUCAAGACAAGGUUCAUCUCGUGGAUCUCUCAAGAGACCCAAAAGAUCUGAACUCAACUUUCUUCCUGACCAUCCUGUUGGUUUGGAUGAAGAAGAAUUGGAGAAGGAAAGGUCAUCGAUGGAGGAAGAAGUGAAAAAGAGAAAUUUGAGCUUGACUGUUUUGAAUGCAAUGAUGGAGACAACAUUUUCCUUGAGGAGAAAAGAAAUUGUGCAGGAUCAGCCGCUGGUGUCAACAAUCAAGCAAAGAUGGCCAGGACUGUUUUUUGAGGAGGAGGUUUGUGCUGAAUUCUUCCGCAUCAACCGUAUUGACCUGAAGUCAACAUUCCUGACAUCGCUGGACAAUCACACCCAGGGGUUCCUGAAGAUGUACAGAGCCAAAGCAAGACAGGGAAGGUGGAACGACUUGGAUGAACUUCUGGAGAAACUGGAUGCCCAGACCACAGAUCUAACUACUUAUAGAAGGUCUGCUGUUCUUCGUGGUCUUCCCCUGUACUUGAGAGAGCCAGCUUCAAUUUCAAAGACUAUUAAGGAUACUGAAGCACUGGGGCCACACACAAAGGCCAUGAAAAUGGGGAUCCUGGAAGUAACUGACAGUUCUACCAACUCAGGACCAUAUCCCACAGUGGUCAAUGUGGCUGUAGUACUGGAGGAGGAAGUAGUCAUGGACAAUCUGGGAGACUUCACAAAUGCCCUCAUGAUGCUCUUUGGUCUGCUUUAUGCUCUAAAUAUGGAGUACCCUAAUGACUUAAGGUACACAUUCGAGGCAGUCCAGAAGAUUCUCUUAAACCUGGGAAAAGAGUGCACAGCAAGGAUCCAGUCCUUUAAGAACAAGUUAUUACAGGUGUAAUGGUCAUUACUGUUAAUUGCCAGUCAUUGAGGUAUUUUGAGGUAUCAAAGGUUUCAUGGUUCUCUUAAAUGGCAGUGACCUUUUUUUGUUGAAUUUUUGUAACUGUUCUGGAACAUGUCACAAAUCAUUUUGAACCAAUUUUACACCUUCCUUAUGUGUUUGUUGAAAACAUGGCAAUAUGUGGAGAGCAGUGCUUACCUUUUUCCCCUUUUCCCUGUUCCCCCACGCUGCAGUUUAUUUCCGAGUAAUUUGAAUUUCAGAGAGAAUAUCUAAUUUUUUUUUUUAACCAUAUUUGAGUUUAUGCUGAUAUUUGAUUUGUAAAGCAGUCAUCCCUGAGAAAUAUCAGAAUGUUUCACUUUUAAAGCAGACAUGUUUUUCCAAUAGAACUGUUUUGAUUUAAAUAAGUGACCAUUGUAACCUGAAAGUAGUGUGCAUUAAUGUGUUUUUAUAUGUAAUGUUACUUUGCACUUAGUCUUUAAAAGACUAAAAUGUUCAGAUGUUCACAGGUAAAGCUGUCAUGUUUUACCGAGUUUCAUUUUGUAAUGCAGAUAUUUGUUUUUCCAGUGCAACUAUUGAGUGACAUGCCAUGCUUUCUUGAACUCUCAGAUCUUGUUACUAGGACACUGGUUGAAUACUUGUGUAAUAUUGCACUUGAGCCACAGGCGAG